This is a messenger RNA of Oncorhynchus keta (chum salmon), 2693 nucleotides long. RefSeq names its product cugbp, Elav-like family member 3a (gene celf3a). Gene Ontology annotation, molecular function: mRNA binding. Gene Ontology annotation, biological process: regulation of alternative mRNA splicing, via spliceosome; mRNA splice site recognition. The record is from RefSeq and is a predicted model, not a curated record. Gene Ontology annotation, cellular component: ribonucleoprotein complex; nucleus; cytoplasm. The coding region runs from base 369 to 1823 and encodes 484 amino acids. The transcript has 14 exons. NCBI's taxonomy places the organism in Eukaryota, Metazoa, Chordata, Actinopteri, Salmoniformes, Salmonidae.
AUAGAUGAGUACAGUUUAAGGAGAAGUGGAGGAGUAAAUUGGGAGGAUCUUAAGGAAGAGAGGAUGAGUGAAGACGUGGAUCUGGAGCAAGAGGGAAUGGAGAAGUCGGCCUGAACAACGGAGAUGCAGCGGAAUAAAAGAAGAUAAGAGUGAUAUGGUGACCUGUGUAAGGAGUGGGAAACUGCUGGCAUGAGUGAUGAGACAACAAGGACCGAUAUCUCCUCAACGUCCACUAACCUGGGACCGAGUUGAAACCUUCGCCCGUCAUCUCCACAUUGUCCGAAGAUCUAUAGGUCCUCCCCGCUCAUUCUGACCACAUUUCCAGUGUCCGUCCUCGGUGCGUACAUCCCCGCUCCCACACCGUGUCAAUGAAGGAGGCCGACGCAAUCAAGCUCUUCAUUGGGCAGAUACCCCGAAAUCUUGAGGAGAAGGACUUGAAACCGAUCUUCGAACAGUUCGGGAAAAUCUAUGAGUUGACAGUGAUAAAGGACAAGUACACGGGGAUGCACAAAGGCUGUGCCUUCCUGACAUACUGCGAACGAGAGUCUGCCCUCAAGGCCCAGAAUGCACUGCACGAGCAGAAGACGCUACCAGGGAUGAACCGGCCCAUUCAAGUGAAGCCAGCAGACAGCGAGGGCAGAGGGGAAGACAGGAAGCUAUUUGUGGGCAUGCUGGGGAAGCAGCAGUCUGACGCGGACGUGAGGAAGAUGUUUGAGGAGUUUGGGAACAUUGAAGAGUGCACCGUGCUCCGUGGCCCUGACGGCACUAGCAAAGGCUGUGCCUUUGUGAAGUACCAAAACAAUGCAGAGGCUGCGGCAGCCAUCAGCACUCUGCAUGGGAGCCGCACUCUACCGGGAGCCUCUUCCAGCCUGGUGGUGAAGUUCGCCGACUCUGAGAAGGAGCGAGGGAUAAGGCGCAUGCAGCAGGUGGCGUCCCAGCUGGGGGUCAUCAGUCCCAUGACCUUACACCUCGGGGCUUACAAUGCCUACACACAAGCACUGGUGCAGCAGCAGGCUCUGGUGGCCCAGUCGGCGUACUUGUCUCCUGUGUCCACCAUCACCAUGCAGCAGUUGGCUGCCCUCAACCCGAGCAGCCUCAUUGCCACGCCCAUCGCAUCACUCACUACCUCCUCAGGUACCAGCACUCCGCCCACCAUGGCAGCCACACCGGUGCCUGCUCUGCCUCCACCACUCAGCUACCCUCCAGUCCCAGCUCCACCCAAUGGACAGUCAGUGUCUGAAACCCUGUACACCAAUGGAGUUCAUUCUUACCAAGCUCAAACUCCAGUUUUGGAUUCUCUUCAGCAAGCAUACGCUGGGAUGCAGCACUACACAGGUGGGACAGUAGUGAGUCCAUUUGAGUCCUUAAAAUUUCCUGGAGGGAAUUUUAGGUUUGAAAUGCCCUCUCAACAGUCCUUAAUGUUUACUUAUGCAAACACACCCACAGCAACCUACCCUUCUGCCUAUGGAAUGGUGGGGCAGCCAUUCCCACACCAACACACAAUGGUUGCACAGCAACAUCAGCAGCCUCAGCAACUGCAGCAACGAGAAGGGCCUGAGGGGUGUAACAUCUUCAUCUAUCACCUGCCUCAGGAGUUCACUGACUCUGAGAUGCUGCAAAUGUUCAUCCCCUUCGGCAACGUCAUCUCAGCAAAGGUCUUUGUUGACCGUGCCACCAAUCAGAGCAAGUGCUUUGGUUUUGUGAGUUUUGACAACCCGUCCAGUGCUCAGACGGCAAUUCAGGCCAUGAAUGGUUUCCAGAUUGGCAUGAAGAGGCUCAAGGUGCAGCUCAAGAGGCCCAAGGAUGCCAACCGACCCUACUAAAUGAGCAAGGGAGAUGAGAAGGGAAGAUAUAAGAGUUCUAUCAAGAAACUGCUUGGGACGUUCCAGCCUUUUUGGUUGUUUCGCCAACCGUAUAGCACAGGGAGCAACAACACUUCUCAGAAAAAUAUGAUAAAUAUAUGUAUCUGCAACAAUAACAAAAAAAUCUGUAACAACAAAAUAACAAACGUGUGGUGGGUGGUUGAGUACACAUACCAUUCCACAGCUGGAUUCAGUCAUAUUAUGUACAAACUGUAUUGUCAGCUACAAGGUCUACAUGAAAAAGCAUAUCACUUAUUCUACUGAACAGGGUUUUACUGUAUAGUGUGGUUUGUGGUCCAUAACGUAAGAGGGAAGGGCAAUGUCUGGGGUUGAAGAAGUGGGAUGGUAACCUUUAUCGGUGGGGGGAAAAAUAAUAUUCUGUAUGAUUACCAUUGGUCGAUUUGGUAUGUAGAUUUAGUUUAUUAUUUAAAAGUAAAUGAUAGAAGGGGUAAGUAAACAGGAAGAAAAUCUACUUCUUCUCACUGUACAUAUCUUUGUUUUAAAUGGAGUCAAAUAAUGAAAAUGUGUUAUUAUAACCCCUACUACUGGUAUUGGCAUAAUGGUGGGAGGGAAGGUAAUUGGGUGGAAUUUUUGUAUCUACAUUUUUUACAUUUAAUUUAUUUGUUAAUGGCGAUAUUCUUUUUUUUCUUUUUUUCUUUUUAUUUUAGAAAAUAGAUUCCUGUGGUCUACAAGACUAUGGAUAAACUUAUUGUAGAAUGUUUAAUUACAUAAAUGUAAUUAUCAAAAAAUCAUUGUUUAAUUAUUUAUUCCCUACAAUUGCUGUUUUAAAACAUGUCUUUAAGAAAAAAUAAAGUAAAAUUUAGAAAAUGA